AUGGCACCCAGGACGCCGAAGACACGCAAAGCUAAGGCAAAUGCAAGAACUAACGAAACUACUGUUGCCAUCGAAGAAAAGGAUACUGUUAAUCAGGUUAGAGAAUCGAUUAAAUUUCAUGAUGUGCGAGAAUCUCUUAAUGUAUUUACCGGUGAUGAUACUUAUUCAAUCAUUAAAUGGAUAGAAGAUUUGGAAGAAAUGAGCGAAGUAUGUGGAUGGUCUGAUGUUGAACUUUUUAUAUAUAGUAAACGUCUAUUGUCGAGGACUGCUGCCCUAUAUCUACGUUCUGAAACUGGUAUUAAGUCAUGGAAUUUAAUGAGGGAAUGUUUGAUGAAUGAGUUUCGUAAUAAUUUAACUUCGGCUGACGUGCAUAGGCAGCUUACAGCCAGAAUAAAAAAUAAUGACGAAUCUCAUCAGCAGUAUUUGUUUAAAAUGAUGGAAAUAGCAAAACAAGGAGAUGUGUCUGAAGAUUCACUAUUGGAUUAUGUCAUUGCUGGCAUUCAGGAUAGUGAAGUGAAUAAGGCUUUACUUUAUGGAGCUACAACAAUAAGCGAAUUUAAAAUAAAACUACAAUUGUAUGUUAAGAUGAAGUCAAGGAUGCACAUCUCUGAGUCAGGGAUAUCUAAGGUUUUUAAUGGUGCUGCAAGUAAUCAUAAUGCAGGUAAUAUAAAACAAAACUCGAUGUCUGGUGUUGCGAACACAAUAAUUAGAUGUUAUAAUUGCGGAUCUAAGACACAUCAACAUAGGGAAUGUCCAGACUUGGAUAAAGGUCCUAAGUGUUUUGCUUGUAGAUCUUUUGGCCACAAAUCAACAGAAUGCCCUGAUAAGGAAACUCAAACAAAGCAAGUGAAUAAUGAUGAAAAACCACAAGUUUAUCAAGUGAAUGCUAUAAAUACUAAUGAGCGAAUAUUUAAAGAAAUUAAUGUCUUAGGAAUCCAGACGUUAGCCCUUAUAGACACUGGCUGCGAUUUGAAUUUAUGCCGACAGUCAUUAAUUAAAGGUAUUGACGCUGUCAAUGCAGAAGUUAGUCUUAGUGGACCAGCUGGAACUAUGUUUUGUACCAAGAAAAAAUUCAUCACUGAAUUAGAAGUUGAUAAUGCUACUUAUACAGUAGAAGUAUACUCGGUACCUGAUGAAGAUAUAAUGUGUGACUUUAUAAUAGGUAGAUCAUUAUUUCAAACCAAUGCUGAACUAAAAAUUAGUCCUGGAGUGAUUGAAAUCAACAAAAUAACUAUUGAAACAAGUGAGUUUGAUGUAGGAUCUAGAGAACACUAUCCGGUUAUAAAGAGUAUGAUAGCUAACUAUGUACCAUGUGCUACAGAAACUACACCCAUAAAAACCAAAAUUAUAGUCAGUGAUGAAGAACCCAUCUAUCAGCGAUCAAGGCGUUUAUCACCAAAAGAAAAAGCAAUUGUGGAAAGUCAAGUGGAGGAAUGGAUUAAGGAAGGAAUUAUCAGACCUAGCUGCUCAGAUUAUGCUAGCCCAAUUGUAAUUGUCCCUAAGAAAGAUGGUUCAUUUCGGGUAUGUGUUGACUAUUGUCGAUUAAAUAAUAAAAUCAUUAAGGAUCGUUACCCUUUACCUUUGAUAGAAGACCAGCUGGAUAAGCUUCAAGGGGCCAGAAUAUUUUCAACAUUAGACCUUAAGAACGGUUUUUUUCAUGUGGCUAUGGACGAAGAGAGUAUUAAAUAUACAUCUUUUAUUACACCAGAGGCACAAUAUGAAUUUAUGAAAACACCAUUUGGAUUGUGUAUUGCUCCACCUAUAUUUCAGCGCUUUAUAAACCAUGUAUUCAAGGAUAUAAUGCGGAUGGGAUAUUUGUUAAUAUACAUGGAUGACUUAGUAAUUAUUUCAAGCACAGUUGAGGAGAAUAUUGAAAGACUGAAGAUAGUAUUAAGAACCACGGCUAACCAUGGUCUGAAAAUUAAUUGGAAAAAAUGUCAAUUUCUCAAAAAAGAAAUUGAUUACCUGGGAUAUAGAAUCAAACACAAUAAACUGAGUCCAUCACCAUUAAAGCUGGCUGCUGUGGUAAAAUAUCCAAGACUACAGAAUGCAAAACAUAUACAGAGCUUUUUAGGACUGACUGGAUAUUUUCGAAAAUUCAUUAAGGACUACGCCUUGAUUGCUCGUCCAUUGAGCGAAAUACUCAAAAAGAGUAUACCAUUCGUAAUUGGACCUCAACAAGAAAGUGCGUUUAAUAUGUUAAAGAAAAAAUUAACAGAGGCACCCGUAUUGGGAAUCUUUAAUCCAGAAGCAGUUACGGAGGUGCACACUGAUGCCAGCAUGUAUGGGUUUGGUGCCAUACUUUUACAGAAAGAUUCCGAUAAUCUGUUGCACCCUAUAUACUUUAUGAGCAAAAAAACUACGCAAGCACAGCAAAGGUACCAUAGUUAUGAAUUAGAAAUUUUAGCAAUUGUUGAGGCUGUGAAGAAGUUUAGAUCCUAUUUAUUAGGACUGCAGUUCAAAAUAGUAACCGAUUGCGCUGCAUUUACUAAAACACUAGAAAAAAGGGAACUUGCUACACGUGUAGCCCGCUGGGCAUUGCUGUUGAGUGAAUUUAAUUACACUAUUGAGCAUCGAGCCGGGUCCAAUAUGGCUCAUGUAGAUGCGUUGAGCCGUUAUCCGAUAUGCAUGAAUAUCAAUAGCGAAUUUAUAGCACAAUUGCAGAAAGCACAACAGAAUGAUAUUGAGGUGAAAACCUUAACUUCAGAAGCAAGGAUGAAUGGAUGUGGUUCAUAUAUUGUAGAAAAUGAUUUGCUUUAUGAAACACGAGAUGACAGAAAAUUACUGGUUAUUCCAAAAGGUAUGCAAAAAGAGUUAAUUCGAAAUGCACAUAAUGUUGGCCAUUUUGGUGUUAAAAAAGUUGUUGAACUGUUAGAUAGAGAAUAUUCCAUUUCUAAUAUUCUUGAAAAGGUGGAACGUUUCAUUCAAAAUUGUGUACCUUGUAUUUUGAUCAACCGAAAACAAGGGAAACAGGAAGGAUUCCUUAACACAAUUGACAAAGGUGAUCUGCCAUUACAUACUUGGCACAUUGAUUUUCUAGGACCAUUGACAAAUACUCCUCGAGGAUACAAACAUAUUCUGGUUAUUAUUGAUGCAUUUACAAAAUUCUGUUGGCUCUUUCCAACAAGAAGUACUACAUCGAAAGAAGUUGUGGACAAAAUGAAUAUAUUACAAGCUACAUUUGGUAAUCCAACACGAUUGAUAUCUGACCGUGGUGCUGCAUUCACAUCUGGAGAGUUCAAAAAAUACUGUAGUGAUUCACACAUAUAUCAUGUGCAGAUUACCACAGGAAUGCCAAGAGGAAAUGGACAAGUCGAGAGAUUGAAUGAUACAAUAGCGACAGUAGUGGCAAAAUUGACUAUUGAUGAUCCAGGGCAAUGGUUUAAGUAUGUCCCAAGAGUGCAGAUGGCGUUAAAUAGUUCAUGGCAGCGAUCAAUUAAUAUGACUCCAUUUAAAUUAACGUUUGGAACUGAAAUGAAACAUCCAGAUCUACUCCCAUUAUGCAGUUUAAUAAAAGAAGAAUAUGCAAAAAGUUUUUUGGAAAAAAGAGAAGCAGAGCGUCAAGAGGCUAAACAAUGCAUACUAAAAGCUCAGCAAGAACAAAAGAAAACAUUUGAUCAUAGAAGAGUAGCAGCAACAGAUUACAGGAUUGGUGACCUAGUUGCUAUUAAAAGAACACAAUUUCUUCCUCUAUCCAAGAUAAAGAGCAAGUACCUUGGACCAUAUCGUAUCACUGGUAGAUGUGGUCCGAACCGAUAUGCAGUGUGGAAGGUGGGCUCAGGUGAAGGACCUGAAAAAACUAGCACGGGAACGGAUUAUAUGAAAAAAUGGAAAAACUGCCUAACUUCAGAUGAAGAUGAUGAAGAUUCAGUGUCCGAGGCGGACUCUGCUUAA
This is a messenger RNA of Macrosiphum euphorbiae (potato aphid), 3894 nucleotides long. The record is from the annotation of a GenBank genome assembly. Lineage: Eukaryota; Metazoa; Arthropoda; Insecta; Hemiptera; Aphididae.